Molecule: messenger RNA, 2493 nt
Organism: Volvox carteri f. nagariensis
Lineage: Eukaryota; Viridiplantae; Chlorophyta; Chlorophyceae; Chlamydomonadales; Volvocaceae
Exons: 12
Coding region: 1-2493 (830 amino acids)
Source: RefSeq, a predicted model, not a curated record
AUGUCUGAGGACCCAGCAGCUCGGGCCCCGGUGCGCCGAUUGAAAAUCAAGUUCGGGAACAAGCUUUUGGCUACGCAUGCUGUUCGGGUUCCAGGCCUGGUGAGCUCGGCAUCUCAGGACAGCAAAGACGCAAAACCAGGUAUGAUUGGAAAUUUGCCGGAGUUGCGCUUGGGGUCGUUGGCAACGCACCGGGCUGCCCGUGACGCAGGCUCAGCGCUUCAGUUGGCAAGGCUCAGGCAGGCGUCCCUUCAGGGUUAUGUUCCGCCAAGUGCCACUCCUGAUGCAAUAGUCGCGCGGCUCCGGGAUGGGGAAGGCUUUGCGCCCGGCUCUGAGCUUCCACCUUGGGACUUUACGGCCCCGCGUAUCCCCAAAGCCCAAGAGCGGCCUGCUAAACGCUCCCGACAGCUGUCCUGCGCGGAGGAUGACAGCAAGCAGUCUUGUCAGGUUCCCUGCCCGGACGCGGCCGCGGGGCCGACCCGUCGGGAUGGCCUCGGAUCCUGGGCCGUCCGACUCGAAGCCGUGAACGGGAUCAAGCACCAACCCCUUGCCAAACCCGACCCCACACCGGAGCACACAGGCAUUCCUGUCGCGGGCAGCGGGGACAACCACACGCACGCAACAAAUUUUGCUCUCGGCAGCGGUGAAAGCAUUACGCGCCCAGCUAUCAUUGCUGUCGGCAGCGGGGAAAGCAAUACGCGCACAGCUAUUUUUGCUGUCGGCAGCGGCGAAAGCAAUUCAGACCAGGCAACGAAUAGUCAGGCGUAUCUGCCGCUCUCGCCAGAUGAUAUCGGCGAUGGUGCAGGCCGAGGGGCCCCAGCUGGACCUGCUCGUGCGAUCCAACCGCGGGACAGCUGUGCGGGCCAAUCCUCCCUGACCACCGCAGCAGAGCCCGAGGCGGCAGGCCUGAAGCGCACCCGCCUCUAUGGGUCCGCCAAGAUGUCAGCAGCCGCCGCGGCCGCGGCUGCAGCUGCGGCGUCAGCAAAUCUGAAGGAACCUCGUGGCAGCUCUGCCGCCGCCGCUGCAGCUGCAGCUGCGGCGGCUGCGCCGCCGCAGCCUCGGACAGUUUUAUCAGCAGCAGCAGCAGCAGCGGCGCGCGCCGCAGACCCCAGUUCACCUUCACGCCGACCCAGCGGGUCCGCGCGCAGUGACGUCCCAUCUACAAGUGGUCGGCCGCAGCCCGCCACGGCAGCGGGGAAGGCGCCCAAGGCACCCUCAGGUGUCUCUGUGGAGACCCAGACUUCGCAGCGCGAGUUCCCCGUGCUUCCGCUUUCCUUCUUGGAACUUCCGCGUCUCUCUGGCACUGCCCUGUCUUUUCAAAACAUUGGGCCUUUUGACUUGCAGCUUGAACGGGACAACCGCAAGCUUGCAACUGAAGGGCAGGUUGACACACAGUUGGAGGAGGCGCGGCGUGUGAAGCGCCAGGGCGAUCAGCUGUUUCAUAGCAACUUGAAAGUCUGGACGAUAAAGUCGUUGUCCAAGUACGUGACGGCAUCGUUAAUGUUCAUGGAGACCGCGGAUGCGAUUCUUCAGCGGCGGGAUCAGCGCUUCACGUCGAGGUACGUCGCGGACUUGUACCGUCAGACCGCCGAUCUGCUGGUCCACACGGUGGCCAACGCCGACACGAUACGCGGCAACGGCAUCGGUAAGGAGGCGCUGAGGCUGCUGGCGGAGCGACUGUGCGCGCUCUGCCUGCUGCGCCACACCACGCUGAUGACCGCCAACUUCAAGGCGCUGUCGGAAAAGGCACAGGCAGCGCUGCGGGAGCAUCAGCGGCAACAGGCGGCCCAGGGGGCAGGCGGCGGUGGCGGCGGCUCCUCCUCCGCUCCGCAGCCGCUCGCUGGCUUUGGCCACGAGCAGGUUUCGGAGUUGCUCAGCUACGCCCGUACGACAGGGCGCUUUUCCGAGUACAUGAAGCGUUCCUGUAAGAGUUUCGAGGCCUUUCUAGAACGGCCCGACGUGCGCCACGACCAGCAGGCCAAGCUGGUGUGCAUGCAUCUGGCAGCGGUGUGCAUGGACGUGGGCAUGACGCCGGGGCUACGGGUCAUCCAUCACGCGCGCGAGGCGGCGUUUUUCCGCGGAGCAGAGGUCAGAAAACACCACAUCAGUUCGUACACACAACGUUUCUUUUGUUGUCGAGGUUCUUUGCCCCGCCGGGAAGAACCGUACGCCAGGCAGAUGACCGGCCUUGGUGCGGAUGGACGCAUCAGUAGCAGUGUCGAAGGGAUCCUAGGCAGAUGCAAGGCAGCGAGGGACUCUUCUCGGUCUCAUAGCCCGCUGGACCCCCAGAUGGCGCUUAGGCGGUGCCGCGAUCCUGGUUCCCGGGACGUCAUUGGCGUUCGGCCUCACCGGCCUCUUGUAUGGCUUCAGGGCAGGAGAAAGGUGUCGCCGUUGUCUUUGGGUCAGUGUGUUGUUGUUUGGGGAGCUGACGGUGACGGCUGUCGAAGUGCCAGCCGCAGCUGGGCUCACGCGGGGGCUGCUAAACUGAAGCACUGA